Molecule: messenger RNA, 1987 nt
Organism: Notodromas monacha
Lineage: Eukaryota; Metazoa; Arthropoda; Ostracoda; Podocopida; Cyprididae
Source: the annotation of a GenBank genome assembly
CUAAGUUCGGGUGACGUCACGGGCUUGAGGCAUCUCAAGUUGAAGACUCCGGGCACCAUUUGCUCUGUCGGAGGUAAAGGAAAGACCCUUUUCCUUUGCGGACGACCUCGUUGGCUCGCCGUCAUGCCGUCCCCGCUCGCAACGAACCCGAGCACGGAACCCGAACCAUUCCCGACGUCCAGCAACCCGCAAACCUUCGGCUCGACCACGACUCUUCGCCGGAGCAAGUUGUCCCUGGUGGAGAGUUUCUCUCUGGGUGGGGACGUGUACGAGAUCCCGGGACGCGGUGCGGAAAGCGAGGGCAACGAGGUCUACCUGGAUGACCCGGUUUUCCCGACUGCCGUGUUGGUGUGCUGGAAAGGGAUCGAGGGGUGUGACGGUGCUGCACCCUGGCAUCCCACGUCGUCCAAGAUUCUUGACUCGGCCAAUGUCCUGCUGUACACUUGUGAUUCGGAGCGAAGGGUUCAGUUGAGCGGCUGGCUGAAGACAGAAGGAAGCGUGGUGAAUGCAUCUUUCAUUGCGACUUGCGUCUCUGACCAAGCUUCAAUCAGCUUCUGCACUUUGGAGCUUCCAUUGUUGUACAGGGAAAAUUUGUUCGUGAAGUUGUGCGAAUAUGACAGUGGUGUGAGCGGCUACAUGGGCAUGGAUGGGGGUGUCUGGCAAGUGGGAGUGAACCAGAUUCCUUUGACUGGCCAGCUCACCGCAUCUGCGUUUACUCCUUUGGCGACGACAGCUCAUACGGUCCAUCUCGUUAUGACGUGCCAGGAUCGCUCGUUGAUUUUCCACACAUUCACGCGUUGGUCAGCAACUGAACCCGUGUCUGAGAAAUUGACUCUGGAAUUCGUGGGCAGCUGCGUGAAUUGGCAUCCCGACGGAAUAGUUUUUGGCGUCGGUGGAUCAUCUGGGGAAGUUCAAGUAUUUGACUUGGGAUUGAACGUCAUCAGGGUUGUGACGCAUUACCAUUGGCUCAAGCCGGUGACGAGCAAAUUCAUGCAUUUGGGGGAUUUUUCAAGACAUCGCCUGCCGAUUUAUAGUUUGAAGUGGACUCCCGUGCCAAAAUGCAAAUCUCUUUUCAAACAUCCUUCUCCGGACACAACUGGAUUGUUGGUACAAACGUUGAGAGGGCCUUUCUGUUUUCUGCUUUUCACUGGGACGGGUUUUCCGUCACCCUGGGGAUUGCCUUCAUUGACGUCGAUGUACCUGAAAUUCGAACUCGUCUCGUGUGCUGUUUCGCUGCUUUCUGCUGUCGGUUGGAACGGCGACGGGACUGAGGCCAUGGCUGCGUUGUCAUUUAUUUGCAACAAGCUGAUGAAAGCUAGUCUCACAUCGGAGAACCUCAUGACGAUUCAGGCUGCGUUGGGAACGUUCCAUGCGUCCAAGAAGCCAUUGUCGAGUGCAGUGAUGGCGAGACAUGGAGGUUUCGUUCGAAAUUUGACCCGUCGGUUCUUCUUGCUACUGCUCAAACACCAAGAUUGGGUCACGAGUUUCCGACUCGCGCUGGACUUGGCUGACCCGGACCUGUUCAUGGACCUUCAUCACUGCGGCAAGGCCGUGGGAAACUUGGAACUCGCGUCUUCAGCACUGUCGCAAAUGCAUCUGCUGACUGGCGGGGGUGGAGGUCAUCAGUCGCGAAUCAACCCGCAACGCCCUCUGUUGGCUGACGAGGACAAGUACAAGGUGUUCAGCGGAUCGGUUGGAGGCACUUUCAACGUGCUGGAGAAGCAGCUGAAGAAUCUGAAACUGUCUUUGCGAGGGAUCGAGAGUCCUGCUAGUACUAGUACUAGUGCCGGUGCUGGUGUUGUUGGGGUUCCAGUUAUUAUCCAGGGAGACGAUGCGGAGGAUGAAGAGGAAGAAGGUGUUCAAGUUGUGCAUUUCGGAGUGGUUUGAAGAUAUAUAUGAGUGAUCUGGUGCUACCCGUAUAUUUUUUUAAAAACUGUAUUCCCUGGGGUCGGCUAUGUGGAAAUGCAGACCAAAGAUCUCGAUUCUA